CCGUGAAUCACAAUUUUGUGAUGUCAUGUCGGUUAAUUAAGUUCCUUGCAGGGUAACGAGAACAGUUUUAAGAGACUGUGCGAGUAUGUGUAAUUACUUCUGCUUGGAGUUUAUUGUGUGAUUACACGGGCACCUUCUGAAAAUGGCAGAAGGAGGAAGUGAUCAACUUAUGUCAGAAACUGAAAGCAGCCUGUGCAGUCGUCACUCUCAGAAUUAUGUCGAAAGUGUGUCCGUGGAGAUCAGUACUAUAAUGAAUCGGCUUGGGUACGGCGAGGAGAUCAGACGUUGGCGGGCUAAGAACUACAGGGAGAAUGAUAGGCUGUCGAAUGCACGGUUUACUAAUGUCAUAAGAAUCACAGCUGGCAGCAAGGCAGAGGGGCUAACCUGCCGAUUCGAAAGCGACUGGGAUGUUUUAAAUGUACUUAACAAUGUCCUCUGUGUGGAAACUGGUAUAAAUCUUCACACCAUACCUGACGACAUGGAAGUGUACAGGAUGGAUACUAGUGUAUAUCCAGGACACUGCAGACUGUUUCUAAUGAGACAAGCACAUAGGUAUUACACAGUCAUUCACAAUGCUCUGUGUGAUAAUGGUAAGGGAGAUGUUCUCUUAAGUAGUGGUUUAGUUUUAGACGAAAUUUCAACAAUUUUACGUAAAUAUCCACAAUAUCCACAAGUCGGAAAUGUGCAACAUGAACGCGCGGGGCCGUCAAUUCCGUUGUCAUUCCUAGGUGUACUUCAUAUUGACAGGGUUACCUCACUUCGCUGUCACUGUCCCAGCAUUCUCCAAAGAUGGGCUUCCAGACACCGUCAUUGGCCGUCACCUGGUGUAGUUCUGAAAGUCGUAUCAUUAGGAGCCUAUUUAACCCCGGUAGGAUAUAAGGGAAGUGAGUACAAGCACAUGGAAUGGAGGCUUUGCUUCAACACCGGUGAGACAGAACUAGUGAACAACCUUAAUGACACCCAAGCGAAAGUGUAUGUUUUGCUCAAAAUGAUCCUCAAGAAUGUUUUGAAGCCUCGUAAAAAAGAAAUAACGUCUUAUGUGAUGAAAAAUAUAGUAUUAUGGCAAGCCGAGAGUAACCCACAGAACAAGUUUGAUGCGGAGAGUUUGUUUCACUGGCUGCAUGACGGAAUUAGAGAACUAGGGACUGCUAUUGCCACACAAAAACUUUCAUAUUACAUGGUUCCGGAGAGAAAUUUAAUGGCAGCUAGUGGUUUGCAGGACAAGCAGCAAAUGGGUAGCAGAUAUCGAGGACAUGAUGGCGGAAGGUCCGAGAGUAUUAUUGAGAUUGCCAAAGAUACGACAGGCCAUCGUCGCGUCCCCUGAGCCAAUGUUGUGGUUCAUCAAGAAAAAGAUGGAGCUGGAAAUACUGGCGCUGGAGAUGAGGAAGAAAAUCUGGAAAAUUCGCGAUGAGAACGGAGUGGUGGUUGAGCCUGGUGCCAUGAUGCAGGAGAUAUUGACACGACAUGAAAUGAUACUGAUGGAGGUGGGGCUACGGAUGCUGGUGGAAGGCAACGCUGUUGAUGAUCUGUUGUAUAUUCACCGUAGAAUGGCAAUGGAUUAAUACAUUAAAACGAAAGUAAGCAUGGAAGUGCAGGAGACUAUCAGAGACAUGUAAUAUAAAGAUGAGAAAUGAGUGGUGGCUUGACUUGAAUAUCAUCCUGCAUUAGAUAAUGGGACGGUUUAUCGAGGUAGUGAGGGGCGUCCUUCAACAAAUGUUUACGAAGUGCAUCGUUGUUAUUUAUAUAUUUAAUACCUAUAUAUGAAUGGAAGUAAUAUAUAUUCCCUAUUCGUUCAUGCAACAAUUGAUUGUCAGUAUGUAUGUUGUAUCAAGCAACUUUAUAUUUAUCUGAUUGAUGAAAUUAAGAAAUAAGAUCAAGAAACUAUACCCCAUUGUUCUUUAAAACUUUGUAAUGCAAAGCAAAUAAAAACACAUGUUCCAUUUGUGAUUUUGGAAUUUUCUAAAAAUCGGUAUAAUGAACAUAAUUUGAACUUAUUUUCCUCUUGUAAAUGAUGAUAUGAUUCGUUUUAUUAUGCGUUUUACAAUGAAAAUAUAUAACACAAUUUGUAGGUUUAACUAAAUGACAUGUGUCCCAAACAUUUUCAAAGCAAACUGAUUAUUUAAGGAACUUUUAGAAUAUCCUCAUAUUUAAAUAUUCACCGCAGGAAAGAAAACACUUCAGGCAAAAAUAGAAGACCGCGGAGAUACAAAUGUAAUUCAACGUGAACAAAUUGAUGCAUGAUCACGAAUUUCUAAGUACAUAGACAAUGAAAAAACAUAAAUGUUUAAUGUUGGCGAUAGUAAAACAUGUUACUUGUAAUUCCUUAUCAUGUAGUGUGCAUUUGUACAACAUGUAAUUUUAGUCGAAGUUCCGUUAAACCCUUUUCUUUUUUAUAAGCAAACCGUUUUAUGUUAAAUACCAAUCGCUUAUUUACUAACGUUUUAUAAUUCUUAAAUUCAAAUGCAAUAAAACAGAUGGAAUUGACGAGUCAGACGUUAUUUACGAAACUAAUGUUGAUAUUUCAGCUAUGGGUCAUUGAUUUAAAGAUUGCCAUAUAUCAGAAAGUGAUUUUAUUUAAAUAUUUUUUAUGUGUGUGAUUGUGAUUAUUCGUGGUAGUUUUUGCUUUACAUUAAGAAUUCAAGUAUAUAGACUUUUUGCAUGCACUAUUUUGUUUCAUAGGCCUUACACUUUGAUUCUAUGAAAUUCAUAGACCGUACCAAAUUUUACAAAAUAUGCCGCCGUUAUACUUCUAUUUAAUGAAUACAUUGUAUGAAUACGCACGCAAUACUGUGGGCAUUAACAUGACACACUUUGUGAUAAACACAACUGAUUUGAAUAAAUCACGGCGUCGAUGCGCUGAGAUUAAAUAUCUUAAAUAAAUCCAUGAUACAACAUAUGUUUGUCUGGGGCGGCAGUAUCUGUCUAUUUUAAGGUAGUACAACUGUAAUGGGCAAAAUUCAAAAACCCAUUAAAAGUAUUAUUUUCAUAAACUUCAUACCAUAUAUGGUCUUAUUACAAAUUUGUAGGGUGGCUUUCCAUGCAAACAUUUUGUUCGUGAUUUUUUCUGUAUUAUGACCCAUAAUUUGAAUUUUCUACUAAAUUAAACUACUUCUGGGGAUAAAUAAAUUCAAUAAACUCAUAUUUUUAGCAUUUUUUGUUAACAAUGUUUGUAUAUUUAGUACAGGAUAUGAUUGUAGAUGAUAAAAUAAUAUAAUACAAGACAAUUGAGUGAUAAAAAUAAUGAAAAAAAUCUUGUUUAUUAUGUAAGGUCCUUCAGA
Molecule: messenger RNA, 3278 nt
Organism: Dreissena polymorpha
Lineage: Eukaryota; Metazoa; Mollusca; Bivalvia; Myida; Dreissenidae
Exons: 3
Coding region: 143-1324 (393 amino acids)
Source: RefSeq, a predicted model, not a curated record